GGGUGAAUUCUUUUUUUUUUUUUAGAACGAUAGGGGGAUGCCGAAGCGAAAUAAGACAGGAAAACAUGCCGGCAAUGUCGCCGCCGGCGAGAAUUCGCCGGAACCCCGAGCUCUGGAUGAUUCUUGGCGGUGGUUAGUCCACAAGGGAACUACCGUGUCAUUCCUCUGUAUCUCCCUCUUCGCAUUGCUGAUCCGAUCUGCUGUGUCGUUGUACCCUUACUCCGGCGCCGGAACUCCGCCGAAGUUUGGAGAUUUCGAGGCGCAGAGACAUUGGAUGGAGAUAACCACUAAUCUUCCUGUCGGAGAUUGGUACAGGAACAGCACCGACAACGAUCUCAGUUACUGGGGGCUCGAUUACCCUCCUCUUACAGCUUACCAGAGCUACGCCCACGGGAUCUUCCUCCGUCGGUUCAAUCCUCAGUCCGUAGAUCUGUUCAGUUCUCGUGGGCACGAGUCUUAUCUUGGAAAAUUACUGAUGAGAUGGACAGUUUUAUCGUCUGAUGCCUUGAUCUUCUUCCCGGCUGUUCUCUUUUUCGUGUUAGCAUACCAUAGAACUCGAUCUACGAGCGGUAGAAGCGAGGUGGCAUGGCACAUUGCCAUGGUUCUAUUAAACCCUUGUUUGAUCCUAAUUGAUCAUGGCCAUUUUCAGUAUAACUGUAUCAGCUUGGGGUUUACGGUCGGUGCUAUUGCUGCGGUAAUCUGCCAGAGCGAGGUCCUCACCUGUGCCUUGUUCACACUAGCUCUCAGCCAUAAACAGAUGAGUGCAUACUUUGCACCUGCCUUCUUCAGCCAUCUACUUGGCAAAUGCCUACGACGCAAACACCCAAUCCUCGCAGUAUUCAAGCUCGGGCUUGCGGUGAUAGUUACAUUUGUCAUUGUUUGGUGGCCAUAUCUUCAUUCGCUGGAUGACUUUUUAACGGUUGUCUCUCGUCUUGCUCCAUUCGAGAGGGGAAUAUACGAGGAUUACGUCGCGAAUUUCUGGUGCACCACAUCCACUCUCGUAAAAUGGAAGAGGCUAUUUUCAACACAACAGCUCAAGCUUCUAAGCUUAGCUACAACUGUCUUGUCUUGUCUCCCUUCAAUGGUUCAACAAAUUUUGUCUCCCAGCAACGAAGGCUUCCUCUACGGCCUUCUCAACAGCUCAAUGGCCUUCUACUUGUUUUCCUUCCAAGUUCACGAGAAAUCGAUUCUUCUGCCUCUUCUCCCUGCAACCCUAUUGGCUCUGAGAAUCCCUAACCAUUUCAGCCAUCUUACAUUUUACGCCCUCUUCUCGAUGUUUCCUCUUCUUUGCCGUGACAAACUCUUGCUUCCCUACUUAAUGCUCUCUUUCCUCUUCUUCGUCGUUCAUCACUCACCCGGGAGCCACAUUGUGAGAUACAAAACCAAAACUUUGUUUUUCUCCUCUCCAAUCAAUCCCGGUUUCGGCUUCCUACUCAAAACCCAUUUCUUCAUCUCCUUAGUCCUUCAUGUUGUUUACUUAACCAUUCUUCCUCCUCAGAAGUACCCUUUCCUGUUCGAAGCACUGAUCAUGCUUCUUUGCUUCUCAUACUUCAUACUCUUUGCGCUUCACACCAACUAUACACAGUGGACAUUGUCGAGGCAUCUCGGCCAAGCGAACAAAGAGAAGAAACAACAUUGAAAGACCAUGAAGCUUCAAAGGCUCUUUUGAUUCCAGGACUCAGGUUUUUUUGUUAUUGGUUUUCAUGCUCAUUCUUAUUGACACAGUAGAACUCAGUCUUGGUUGUUUGCCGGUAUUAGGGCAAAGAUUAUCAAUGUAGAGCAGAACUUGUCAAAAUAUAUCUUACUUCUGUAUCAUAAAUUCAUAAGGAGUGCCGUUCUGACCGUUACUUUC
Tarenaya hassleriana is the source of this 1852-nucleotide messenger RNA. RefSeq names its product probable dolichyl pyrophosphate Man9GlcNAc2 alpha-1,3-glucosyltransferase. The transcript is spliced from 6 exons. The record is from RefSeq and is a predicted model, not a curated record. Gene Ontology annotation, cellular component: endoplasmic reticulum membrane. NCBI's taxonomy places the organism in Eukaryota, Viridiplantae, Streptophyta, Magnoliopsida, Brassicales, Cleomaceae. Gene Ontology annotation, biological process: protein N-linked glycosylation. Gene Ontology annotation, molecular function: dolichyl pyrophosphate Man9GlcNAc2 alpha-1,3-glucosyltransferase activity. The coding region runs from base 38 to 1639 and encodes 533 amino acids.